AGCUUUCUUCAGGUUGAGAAGGGCAUUACACUGGGGGGUUUUCGUCUUCAGAGGCACAUGGACUUGUACAUAAGUGAAACGGUUUUUUCCAAGACCAGUAGAUAGAAACUCCGCAUUGCUGAAACUAUUUUUUGACAACUUCCACUGUUAAAUCAGAUCGGAAGGCAGAAAUCCGAAGCGGACCCGAAGGACUUGCACGACUCGGGCUUUCUCUCCGGCGUCAACAUUCAAUCGGAGACGUUCGCUUCUGGCGAGAUCACACCUCCCGGAAACGCGGAAAGACAAAAUCCAGAACAGACCCAGCUGGAUAGAGAAUGCGAGUUUAAGAAAGAAGCCUACAUGAGGAUCGACAGCGGUGUAGACGUCGGUUUGUCCGACCAAUUGAGCGAUUUGAACAUAGAAGAUCAGAACGAUCUGGACAAACCGACCACGACGAGAGGCAGGAAAGAUGACACUCCGCCCUGGAAGCUCUACUUCCAGCAAGACGACGAAGGCGAUACGCAACUGCAUGUGGCGAUUAUUCAAGGCUCUGUCGAGGUUGCGUUUAGCUUAAUAAGGAUGGUACCGAGCCCACUCUAUUUGGACUUGAGGAAUGAUGUUACCCAGACUGCACUCCAUCUCGCAGUGCUCACUUCGCAACCGAGGAUAGUGAGGAGGCUAGUCUGUGCUGGUGCCAACACGAGGAUCGUCGAUAAGAGCGGCAACACGCCACUCCACUUGGCCACUGCAUGUGGAGAUCUUCUCUGCGUCCGAGCUCUCACUGAGCAGGUGACAGUGGCCGAGGUCUCCGCUGCACAGCUGCGAUACGUCCCGGAACCGAGGCAGCCUCAUCCUCCAGAAUUGGACGUCUUCAAUUACGAUGGGCUGUCCUGCAUUCAUAUAGCACUCCUGGCGAGGGAGUUAGUUAUAAUGAAACACCUUGUUGGUUUUGGCGCAGAUAUUGAUGCAAGAGAAUAUAAAAGUGGAAGGACUUGCCUCCAUUUGGCAGUCGAACUCGGGGAUGAGAAACUUGCAUCGGUGUUGCUUCAGGACUUACGGGCAGAUCCACAGGUGUCGAAUUAUGCCGGAGAAACCCCGUAUCAGUCAGCAAGAAGGAACUCUUCAUUUUUGCAAGCGCUUGUCGCAGCGGGAGCGCCAGAAGAAGAUGAAUAUUUCUCCUCGGAAGAAAGCGAUGAUGAUGACCCUGACAUGAUGUCUUAUGAUGCAGGCUAUAGAAGUAAUGGAGUUUUUGUGGAUGCCACUGCCUAAUUUUUUAAUUGUCAAAAAAAAACUAAGUGUACAAAUAAAUAUUAAAUUACAGUAUAGGGAAUUGUAUAAAAGACAAUAAUAUGUAUAUAGUGAUUUAUAUCCAAAUGAUCACUUUUUAUUUAUUUAUACAAUGUAUAUUUUUAUGUAUAUCGGUAUGAUGCCACUCUGCUGGCCAAUUUUGAUGGAGGAAAGAACACUGAAAUUUGAAUUUGAUUUGACAUGAAUCAGGUCAAGGGCUCAGAGAAGAGAGUCUAGUCAAUGUUCAAAUGAAGUUGGAUAAAUAUUUUUUUGGAGUGAAACAGCUCAUAUAAUUACUAUAAUUGUGUAUUAACCAAUUUGUUAUUUUUAAUUAAUGGAAAUAAUUGAAAUUGUAACUUUGAUAUUGUGUCAUAUUUUUAUGAAAAGUAUAAUGUAACGUGAAAUAAAAAAGAAAUUCU
Messenger RNA from Cimex lectularius (bed bug), 1685 nucleotides. RefSeq names its product NF-kappa-B inhibitor cactus (gene cact). NCBI's taxonomy places the organism in Eukaryota, Metazoa, Arthropoda, Insecta, Hemiptera, Cimicidae. The record is from RefSeq and is a predicted model, not a curated record. Bases 340 to 1248 code for a protein of 302 amino acids. The transcript has 7 exons. Gene Ontology annotation, molecular function: protein binding.